Messenger RNA from Linum tenue, 2839 nucleotides. The record is from the annotation of a GenBank genome assembly. NCBI's taxonomy places the organism in Eukaryota, Viridiplantae, Streptophyta, Magnoliopsida, Malpighiales, Linaceae.
CCUUUCUCUUCGGCAUUAUUAGGAGAGAGAGAGAAGAAGAAGAAGAGGUAACUAGUGACUGGAGUGGAGAGCAUAAGGGGACCCUUAUCUUUGCGGCCCUCCUUCUUUGGCCUCUUGGCUCUGCAGCUGGAAACAUCUAGCCUUUUAAAGCCAAGCAAUCGCCAAAAAAGAGGAAAACGGGAAAGCAAACAAAGAUAUAACCACCGAAAAUAGAACAGCCAACAGAAAAUCUUCUGGCGAUAAAAUCUCUACAAAAUUUUCUCCAUUUCCAACCACUCUCAAUUUCAGAGAUGUCUGAACUGUGAGAAAGAAAGAAAUCCCAAAGAAGAAGAGGGGCAUGUCGGCAUGAUAGAGCUGCAAGAGCUUUUAGGAAUUUGAGAUGGCAGAAUUUGACAAUUGGCCUGCAUCUCUCGGCCAUGGCGGCCAUUUGAUUGCCAUUUAUGGACAUUCUCUUCUCUUCUGAGCCUGAGUCGGUUGCGUUUUGUCAUCGUUCAGUUGCCAAGCAGCCCUUCUCCUUUUUCUCUUUCCUCAACUCACCCCUACCCCUUUCUCCUGCUCUGUUUCUUUCUACUUUUCACUUCCUCCUCAGCUUUGCCCCUUUUUGGAAGACAGAAUGAACCAUUUUGUUCCCGUCUUCGAAAUGGAGGACGACGAUGGAAUCCCUUCUUCUUCGGCCUUCAAUGGCCUCAAGAAAUCAUCCGCCAGGUCUGAGGACGACAUCAUGGAGCUACUCUGGCAGAACGGCCAAGUUGUUGUCCAGAGCCAAACGCAGAGAUCUCUCAAGAGAUCCCCCAAACACGACGGCGGCGGCCUGAAUCCAGCCGACCACUCAGCGUUCAAGGAGAUCCGGCCGUCUUUCCAUGACCAUCCUUCUCUGCCUACUCCCCACCUGUUUAUGCAAGAGGACGAGAUGGCCUCCUGGCUUCAUUACCCCAUCCACGAACCCAAUUUUGAUCAGGACCUCUGCGCCGAUCUCCUCUAUCCAGCCGCCCCCUGCAUCACCGCCGCCCUCACCGCCGCCACAGGCACCGCCUCAGCGACGACCAACGUCGGCGGUCCUCCUGUUCGCCCCUUGCAGAAUCAGCACUUGGCCGCAGUUGCCAGGCCGCCGAUUCCUCCCCCCAGGAAGCCUGAUGUGGUUCAGAACUUCGCGCACUUCUCCAGGCACAGAGCGGCCGCGGUCAGGGGAAACAUGGCUGAAUCGGGACCUUCCAAUUCGAAGACGGUGGUGAGGGAAUCCACGGUCGUUGAUUCGAGCGAUACCCCGGCGCUGCGGCUUAAUUCUCGAGUCUCGGAGGCCUUUGUGGCCGCUUCGAUCAGCGACAAUCUUGGCGGAACCCUGAGCGUGUCGGCAGCUGGCGUGAGCGGCGGCGCUGGGCACGGAGUGAUGGCGGCGGGUCCCUCGACCUCCACCAAGACGACUAAGGACGUGAUGACCUGCGAGAUGACGGUGACGUCAUCUCCCGGCGGCUCCAGCUCGAGCGCGGUGCCGGCGACUCAGAGUCAGCGGACGGAGGAUAGGAAGCGGAAGGGGAGGGAGGAGGAGGGCGAGUAUCACAGCGAGGAUGCUGAGUUUGAAUCUGUGGAAGUGAAGAAACAAGCUCGCGGAUCAACUUCAUCCAAUAAGAGGUCUCGUGCUGCUGAGGUUCACAACCUCUCUGAAAGGAGGCGUAGAGAUCGGAUCAACGAAAAGAUGAGGGCCUUGCAAGAACUUAUACCACGUUGCAACAAGUCAGACAAAGCUUCUAUGCUGGAUGAGGCGAUUGAAUACUUGAAGUCUCUUCAAUUGCAAGUACAGAUGAUGUCCAUGGGAUGCAGCAUGGUUCCUAUGAUGUUUCCUGGCGUCCAGCAAUACAUGCCACCUAUGGGGAUAGGGAUGGGUAUGGGGAUGGGAAUGGAAAUGGGAAUGAACCGGCCAAUGAUGCCAUUUCCAAAUGUUUUGGCUGGUGGAUCCUUGCAGUCAGCAGCAGCUCAUUUGGGCCAGAGGUUUCCUGUGCCAGCCUUUCAGAUGCCGCCUGUCUUGCAUCCUGAUGCAUCCCGAAUUCAAGUUGCAAACCAGUCAGAUCCCAUGCUAAGCACACUAGGCGCAUCGACCCUGGGCCAACAAAGGCCUCCAAACUUUCCUGAUCCCUAUCAGCAAUUCCUUGGUCUCCACCAGAUGCAGAUGCCAAUACCAAUGCCACAGAAUCAACUAAUACCACAGCCAAGUACGAGCAAGCCCAGUUCAAGUCCUGGAGGUGAACACGGUGAUGGUCAUCAGUCUGGUACGUUCUUUCAUCUCGUCUCACUUCAAUUUACUGCACAUGAUGAUCAGAAUAUUGAAGUGAAUGAGACGACCAAUGUUUUCACCUUUGCAGCAGUAUGUUGUAUAGUCGGAGCGAGUCUCGUCCAGAAUUGUAAUGCAAUUGGUGGUGAUCCUCGCAAUCGUCCCGGGAAUGCUUUGGCUGGGAGUGGCGAUAAUUCUGCCAGCAGGAGAAUUAGACAGCGAUAGUGAAGGUGUUGGAUUUCAUGUAAUUUGCAGGUUGAAGUUUGGUUCCUUGGGUGGAUAUGCAUCAGAUCCGGCAAGGCCCUAGGAAGUUUUGUAGUUUAGUGUUGAAGUUGAGUGUAUAACAGAGAAAGAGCAGCUCUGGCAACUGUCUUAUACCCCACCCAAAAACAAACCUAAAGCUAACAUGUAAUUAUUACAAACCUAUAGAAUUCGAACCUAGAAACCUUACCUGUUUGGAUCCGUUCCCAUCCUGCAUCCAAUAUAUUUAUAUGCUACUAUUAUUCUUUUCCACUUUGUGAUAAUAAUGUAUAUUAGAAGCGAUACCUGUAGGGACUAAAGUUGCAGCAACAU